This is a messenger RNA of Nerophis lumbriciformis (worm pipefish), 2951 nucleotides long. Its product is annotated as sodium-dependent neutral amino acid transporter B(0)AT1-like. Gene Ontology annotation, cellular component: apical plasma membrane; brush border membrane; plasma membrane. The record is from RefSeq and is a predicted model, not a curated record. Gene Ontology annotation, biological process: sodium ion transmembrane transport; nitrogen compound transport; neutral amino acid transport. NCBI's taxonomy places the organism in Eukaryota, Metazoa, Chordata, Actinopteri, Syngnathiformes, Syngnathidae. Gene Ontology annotation, molecular function: neutral L-amino acid transmembrane transporter activity.
CUGGACUCUUCUUGUCAGGCGAAGACAUUACGUCCAAACGGCUUCUUCAGGUCUUCAUGCUGACGCUAUGAGACUGGUUUUUCCUAACCCGGGACUGGAUCUGAGGAUCCCCAACCACGAGGACCUGGACAGGCUGGAGAAAGAGGAGGCAGGAGACAGACCCAAGUGGGACAACAAAGUUCAGUACAUCCUGACUUGUGUGGGCUUCUGUAUUGGACUGGGGAACGUUUGGAGGUUUCCUUACCUGUGCCAAAGUCAUGGAGGAGGUGCGUUUUUGAUCCCGUACCUGAUCCUGCUGGUGUUAGAAGGACUGCCUCUGCUGUUGCUGGAGUUCGCCCUUGGCCAGCGUCUGCGGAAAGGCAGCGUGGGCGUGUGGCGAGCCAUCAGUCCUUACCUGACUGGUCUCGGCAUAGCCUCCAUGCUGGUGUCCUUUUUUGUGGCCCUGUACUACAACACCUUGAUAGCGUGGAUCCUGUGGUACCUCUUCAACUCCUUCCAAAGCCCCCUGCCGUGGACUCAGUGUCCUCUCGCUGAUAAUGGAACAGGUUACAUAGCCGAGUGUCAACAGAGCUCCCCGGUGGAUUAUUUCUUCUACCGAGUCACCCUGGACAGCUCCACCUCCAUAUCGGACUCUGGUGGUCUCCACUGGCCCAUAGUGGUCUGUCUCCUGGCCGCGUGGACUGUUGUCUGCAUCUGCUGCAUCCGAGGGAUCGGCAGCUCAGGCAAGGUCGUGUACGUCACCGCCAUCCUGCCCUACGUCGUGUUGUUCAUCUUCCUCAUCCGGGGACUCACGCUUAAAGGCGCACUCGUCGGUUUGCAGUACCUCUUUACUCCAAAGUUGGACGAAUUGAUGAAUCCAUCAACCUGGCUGGACGCGGGGGCUCAAGUCUUUUACGCCUUCGGUCUGGCGUGGGGGGGCCUCAUCUCCUUCUCCAGUUACAAUCCUGUGCACAACAACUGUGUGCAGGAUGCUGUCAUCCUGUCUGUGAUCACUGGCCUGACGUCGGUGUAUGCUGCUGCUGUUACCUACUCCAUCAUUGGCUUCAGGGUCACUGAGAAAUAUGACAUGUGUAUUAAUGCAAACAUCCUGUCCCUCAUAAACGGCUUCGAUCUCCCGGAGGACAGCAUCACCCCGAGCAACUACGACUUAGCCUUUCAACAUCUCAACAGCUCAGAUCCGGACUUUGUUCUGGGCUUGAGCAUGAAGACCUGCGACAUACAAAAACUCCUCAGCGAGGGUGUGGAGGGAACUGGUCUGGCCUUUAUUGUGUUCACAGAGGCCAUCACCAAGAUGCCGGCUUCUCCUGUGUGGUCCGUGCUCUUCUUCAUCAUGCUCUUGUGCCUGGGCCUCUCCACCCUCUUUGGCAACAUAGAAGGAGUGGUGGUGCCCUUGAGGGACCUGGGGGUCUUUCCUAAAACGUGGCCUCACGAAGCUCUGACCGGACUGACUUGUCUCGGGGCCUUCCUCAUCUCCCUCCUCUUCGCACUGAAUUCUGGGAAUUAUUGGGUGGCACUUUUCGACCAUUUUGCGGGAUCAGUUCCUCUCUUGACAAUCGGGUUCUUCGAAAUGAUCGCUGUGGUUUACGUCUACGGCAUAGACAGGUUCAACGAGGAUGUGAGAUUCAUGACAGGACAUAAACCCGGCAUCUUCUGGCAGGUUAUGUGGAGGUUUAUCAGUCCUCUCAUCGUCCUCCUCAUUUUAGUCUUCUACCUGGUGACUCAAUUUCAAGAAAAGCUCACCUACUUAAUUUGGGAUCCCCAAUCGAAAGGAUUCCCGUCACUGUCGGUUGAAGAAUAUCCGUCAUGGAUCAACGUAGUGAUUUUUAUUUUAGCAGGUGUUCCCAGUUUGGUUGUACUAGUGUAUGCUUUUUGUCGCUUUAUCUUUGUUUGCUGCAAGAGCAGAAUAGCCACAUGUGAUAUAAUGUAAUUUAUAUUGCAUUGUAUUGUUAUUUGCUUACUCGGCUGGUAUUAUAUGAGGUUUGUGGUCUUAGGGAUAAUGGCUGUCACAUUAGUGGCAACCUCACUACACGCACACACACACACACACACACACACACACACAGGUCAAUUAAGAAACCAAUCACUGACACAUUUGUGCAAAAUUCAACAUUGAUUACAUUUGUUGAAUACUUAAAGUCAAUAUUUAUAAGAAAUAUACACUAUAUUGCCAAAAGAAUUUGGCCACCUGCCUUGACUCGAACUUGAAGUGCCAUCCCAUUCCUAACCCAUAGGGUUCAAUAUGACACCUUUUGCAGCUAUUACAGCUUCAACUCUUCUGGGAAGGCUGUCCACAAGGUUGCAGAGUGUGUUUAUAGGAAUUUCCCACCAUUCUUCCAAAAGCACAUUGUAUGUUCGGUAGUAGGACGUUCUAAUUGUUUCUAACAAUUUGUUAGAAAUUGUCAAAAUACACACUUAUGUUGGCUCUCAGUCUCCGUUCUAAUUCAUCCAAAAGGUGUUCUAUUGGGUUCAGGUCAGGACUCUGUGCAGGCCAGUCAAGUUAAUCCACACCAGACUCUGUCAUCCAUGUCUUUAUGGACCUUGCUUUGUGCACUGGUGCACAGUCAUGUUGGAAGAGGAAGGGGCCCCGCUCCAAACUGUUCCCACAAGGUUGGGAGCAUGGAAUUGUCCAAAAUGUUUUGAUAUCCUGGGGCAUUUAAAGUUCCUUUCACUGGAACUAAGAGGCCGAGCACAACUCCUGAAAAAGAACCCCACACCAUAAUUCCUCCUCCACCAAAUUUCACACUCGGCACAAUGCAGUCCGAAAUGUAGCGUUCUCCUGGCAACCUCCAAAGCCAGACUGGUCAAUCAGAUUGCCAGAUGGAAAAGUGUGAUUCAUCAGUCCAAAGAAGGCGUCUCCACUGCUCUAGAGUCCAGUGGCGACGUGCUUUACACCACAUAUGGUUAUGUAUGGCUUAGAUGCAGCUGCUCGGCCAUGUAAACCCAUUCCAUGA